AUGUGCCGUCGACAAAAAACCGUAGUUUAUUGGAUUGGGUUUGCUUUAGUUUUUGGUACGUUUGGCUUAAGCUUAACCGCCUCGAACGAUCCCUACACAAUCCUAGCAGUACAUAAACGAGCAACGACGCAGGAGAUACGCCGAGCGUAUAAGCAAUUGGCCAAGGAAUGGCAUCCGGAUAAAUCGAACCACCCUGAUGCGGAAACCAAAUUUGUGGAAAUGAAACAAGCGUACGAAUUGUUAUCCGACACGAAUCGUAGGCUCGCCUAUGAUCAGUACGGGAUCACGAACGAGGACGCAGUGCUGGAUCGAAAUCGUCCAGAUAAUAGCAAUUUUGGUCGGUUUCAGGAUGCUUUCGAGCAUUUCAAUGGUGCCCAUAACUUUAACUUUCACGAUCAAGAUAUAGGCUUGUAUCAUCGGCUUUCCAUUACUAGCAAAUAUUACGAAACGAACAUUUUGCCGAAAAGUCGCGUAACUCCGCAUAUACUGAUGUUUUAUGCGGAUUGGUGCUUCGCAUGUAUGAAGGCGGCAAAUUCGUUCAAGAAGCUAAUCGACACACUCGAACCAUACGGAGUGGUGUUUGCCACCGUUAAUGCCGGUCACGAGGAACAACUUGUGCGGAAGGUCGGGGUACACUCGCUGCCGUGUGUGAUUAUGGUGUUGGAUGGUCAUAAUUACGUGUACAAAGAUAGUGUGUUUAACGCGCAGCAUGUGGUAGAUUUUAUACGCCAAAAGCUGCCAUAUAAACUGUUGACGCCGGUAACAGACAGUACGCUUGAUACAUUUUUGGGCGGAUGGGCAGAUAAUCGUGUUCGGGCUCUUAUUCUAGAACCGAGAGCUCAACCCCGACUGCGGUAUCUCAUAAUCGCGUAUUACUUUCGUGAACGUGUUGCAUUUGGCUUCGUGCAGCUAAACAUCAACGAUACCUCGAACAUACAGGCAAAGUUCAAAGCUCAUGCCUCACUUGAUACUUUGCUGCUCUUCAAUGAAUUCCCAUCUCAACCGAUCGCUUCAGUUACCAUGACGGAUAUACCUACGGCGACCUUGAACAACAUCAUUUCGCACAACAAAUUUCUUAUUUUUCCACGUCUAUCCUCGCAAGAUAUGCUGGAUAGCGUUUGUCCUGCCGAAUGGAACCGACCGCGGAAGCGAUUGUGUGUGGUACUGGUCACUGAAAAUACGAGCUCGCAUGAUGGAGCUCGCACCAUUAUGCGUAAAAUAGCGCUCGAAUCGGGUUUUAGUCGUGAAAGAGUCCGAUACGCUUACAUAUACCAAGAGAAGCAAAACGAUUUUAUCGGUGCACUUUCCAAGCACAAUCAACCCAAAGAAACGCUUUUGCAAAUUGUGAUUUUCUGGCGCCGAGAUACCAAACAAAUUCGCUACGAAUGGGUCCAAGAGGUUGUGCUGCCAGUAGAUAAGGCGCUGGAGAAUGACACAGAGGAGCAAUACUUUAAUUAUACGAAGCAGAAAAUGGACACUACAAUCCAUCGAUUGUUACGCUCGUCAGAAGCUCUUAGCUACGAAACCGAAGUGAAGGCCCUUCUAGAUGAGCAUGCCGAACAUGCAGUGAUGCGAAUGGUGAAACGUGUAUUGCUGGCAUUAGAAUAUAUGGUCGACAAUUUAGGACAGGAGCACAUUCUACCAGCGAUAUCGGUUAUUGGAACAAUAGCCUUUAUACUUGGCAUUGGUUAUUUUAUGUCCUAUCUACUACAUUUGGAAGAGGAAGACAUACAGCAGAAAAAGAGCAAACACGUGGACAAUACUAGUGGAAAACCAGUGGGCUAUGUCCCCGAGCUUCGUCUACAUGAAUUACGCGCUGAAAAAUACAACGGAUUGGUUAGACUACUUAAACCCGGUUGCCGCACGAUAGUAUUGCUUACCGAUAUGCAAUCAAGAUCGAAAUUGAUUCCAUCAUUUCAUAAAGCAGUAUGGCCGUAUCGAAAGAACAAAACACUAAUGUUUGCCCACAUGCUAAUUGAAAAAGGUAUUGGAUGGUACGCUGAAUUAUUACGUUUGUCGCUGUCAGAAUCACGUGAGAUGGAAAUCAAUCCACGGAACUGUAUUGGUACGGUCAUAGCUUUAAAUGGGCAUCGCAAAUACUUUUGCAUGUACCAUGCUAAGCAUCCAGAGUCGAAUCGUGGAGCAAAGCGCAUGAUGAAAAUUACGCGCCAUCUCAGUUCGAUGCCAUCUGAUCCCGAGGCUGGAGCAUUCCUCGGUAUGGAUAGUUCUGAUUCCGAAACAUCCACGUCCGACAUAUACGAACCAAAGAUUCUGCUUGAAGAAAAUCUACUAGAUGGGUUGCCAAACUGGCUCGAUCGUUUGUUUGAAGGGAGCACGCAUCGGUACUUCGUCAACUAUUGGCCAGACUUUCCUUCAAAAUAAGAGCAAUCAGUAAUGACUAUUUGCGAACUUUUGGGUAUGUCUCUAGUCGGAUUGUUAGGGCUUAAUCUGGUUACAUCUUCACUUGGGAAGACAUACAAUCGCAAAGCUUAAAGACGAUAUUUAUUAGUUAAUGUAUACGUUCAUCGUUGUUCAUCGUUUGAUAGUUUGUUAGAAAUUUUGUUUUGCAUUUUCUAUUUGACAAAAAAGGAAUACAAUUGUUCAGAUAGAUUUUUAAUUUUUAAAAAAUGUUCAUUACUCAUUCAAUCAGCCACAAUUUAUAGUCCCAACAAUUCAAUGCAUUUAAUAUGACAAAUGUCCCUAAGAAUGGGACUUGAAAAGGAGCAGUAGUCAAGCUGCACUUCAGUAGUGUUUAAGGAGUGAUGCUACAAUUUGGAUAUUUAAACUAUAGACACCGUUUAAGCUCAUGAUCAUUAAUCAAAUGGUAGUGCUAAACUAUGCUCAGAGACAGUACUUGCCGAUCUAGUCAAAGAUUCGUUUUAUGUAAACGAAUGUUUAUGUUUCAUGUUUAAAGGUAAAACAAACGGCUUCUACCAAACAACCCAGCUAACAAUUAUCUGAAUAACAUCUGCCUUUUAGGUCGAAAAUAAAUAGGGCUUGUCCUUUACGUCCACCACAAGCAAUAUGUCCCACAAUUUC
This is a messenger RNA of Anopheles moucheti, 3039 nucleotides long. Its product is annotated as dnaJ homolog subfamily C member 16-like. Bases 1 to 2382 code for a protein of 793 amino acids. The record is from RefSeq and is a predicted model, not a curated record. NCBI's taxonomy places the organism in Eukaryota, Metazoa, Arthropoda, Insecta, Diptera, Culicidae. The transcript has 6 exons.